Penicillium coprophilum is the source of this 1134-nucleotide messenger RNA. RefSeq names its product pseudouridine synthase PUS4. Gene Ontology annotation, molecular function: pseudouridine synthase activity; RNA binding. The record is from RefSeq and is a predicted model, not a curated record. Gene Ontology annotation, cellular component: mitochondrion. Gene Ontology annotation, biological process: mRNA pseudouridine synthesis; tRNA modification. Lineage: Eukaryota; Fungi; Ascomycota; Eurotiomycetes; Eurotiales; Aspergillaceae. The transcript has 3 exons. The coding region runs from base 1 to 1134 and encodes 377 amino acids.
AUGUCAGGCGAAAAGAUCCUCGAAGGCGUAUUCGCCGUCCACAAGCCGCAAGGCGUUACCUCCGCCGACGUGAUCCGCACUUUGCAGAAACACUUUAACCCCUCGAAGACAUUCAAGCCAUGGUUAGACGAGGAACGCGCCCGCCGCGACCGUGAGAGCCAGUUCCAGCGCAAACGCCGUCGCCACCAACGCCUCGACGUGAAGAUCGGCCACGGCGGAACAUUGGACCCGCUCGCGACAGGCGUGCUCAUCACCGGAAUCGGCAAGGGCACCAAGUCCCUUCAGGAUUUCUUGGCCUGCACCAAGAGCUACGAAACCAUCGUGACAUUCGGCGCGGAGACGGAUACCUACGAUCGUCUUGGAAAGAUCGUGCGUCGCGCGCCCUACGAACAUAUCACGCGCGAAGCGGUCGAGAAGGCGCUGGAGCAAUUCCGCGGGAAGAUUAUGCAGCAACCCCCCCAUUUUCUCUGCCUUGCGGGUGAAUGGAAAGAAGCUCACCGGCCUGUUGAGGUCUUGAACAUGGAGAUUGUGGAGUGGUACGAGCCCGGCACGCACGAGUACAAAUGGCCUGAGGAGGAAAUGACUGGUGAUGAGAAGGCUGUUGCUGAGAAGCUUCUUGAUCAGGAAGCCUCGGCAUCUGCGCCAUCGGCUGAAGGUGACGCUGCGAACCAAGCCUCCGAAGCCCCUUCUACCAAGCGGAAGUCGCCACCCCCGGCGGAUCAGGUGAAUGAUGACAACUCGGAGACUGCCAAGAAGCAAAAGGUGUCUGAGACCGAGGCUGCGCCUGCAGCUCCUGAGCCUACCGCCCCCGAACCUGCAACCGCAGAGGCCCCUGCUGUACCUGCAGAGGACCCCAAGCCCCAGCCUCCGGCGGUCAAGAUUAAGAUGACUGUUACAUCAGGCUUCUAUGUUCGCUCGCUGGCACACGAUCUAGGCAAGGCUGUUGGUAGUUGUGCUCUGAUGAGCGAGCUAGUGCGCAGUCGCCAGGGUGACUAUGAACUCUCCCCCGACAAGGUUUUGGAGUACAAGGACCUUGAGGCCGGCGAAGAGGUCUGGGGCCCAAAGGUAGAGAAGUUCUUGACCGAGUGGGAGGAGAAGAGAGCCGCCAAGGCUGAAGCUGAAGCAGCUCAAUAG